Molecule: messenger RNA, 1110 nt
Organism: Rhinocladiella mackenziei CBS 650.93
Lineage: Eukaryota; Fungi; Ascomycota; Eurotiomycetes; Chaetothyriales; Herpotrichiellaceae
Exons: 1
Coding region: 1-1110 (369 amino acids)
Biological process (GO): anaphase-promoting complex-dependent catabolic process; protein K11-linked ubiquitination
Cellular component (GO): anaphase-promoting complex
Source: RefSeq, a predicted model, not a curated record
AUGCCUCGAGCACCUCGCAGAACCGCCGCACAUCAUGCUCGCGAGGCAGCGACAACGACUCCUACGCGACCGACGACCACAAAUGCCAUCACGGCGACGAUCCCCCCAUUCAUGCUAGAAACGCCUCCACAUGCUCCGUUCCUGACAACUCCUCUACCUCCUGCGAACAACCCUGGCAAUUCAAUCGUGCCCGAGGCAAAUGCGCCGCGACGUCAACAAGGGCGAAACCAACAGCCGCCGGUGGAAAAUGGAAACUUGCGGCACGAGGUUCCUGAGAACUCUCAAAUGUCGCACAAUGCCUUGGGCUCCGCUCCAUCCGAGGGAGAUAAUACAGAUGAGCAGCCCUACCUUGAAUCUGUCCAUCACGAUAUUGAAGAUGCAAAACAGCUCCGGGGUUUGCGGGAUAUCUCAUCACUAGCGACAUGGACUUUAUCUUCAGCGAAGCCUGGUUGUGCUUUAGCUCAGCUGCGGAAUCCCAGUCCGACUCUCUUUUGGCAGAGUGAUGGACCCCAGCCUCAUACCCUCACACUACAUUUCUUUAAGCUGGUAGCAAUUGUCAAGAUGAGGGUAUACUUGGAUUUCGAGCUUGAUGAGUCCUACACUCCGACCAAGAUGAAGUUCUUUGCGGGCAUGUCUGAAGGUGGCUUGGUCGAGUUCGGCUCUUGGGAAGUAUCGGAGACGACAGAUCCAGAGACUGGCGAGACGCAUAGCAGCAUUGAGGGAAUCAGAGGAUGGAUUGAUGUGCCGUUGAAGGGAGUUGGAGGGAGAGAGACUCGCUACCACGAGAAUGAAGACAGACUCAACGGUGAGGUAGAGCCGACUUUGUAUCCGCUCCAGAUGGAUAUGCGGGAUAAUUUGGAGGGAGAUGUGCUAAAGGCCAUGGUGGUCCAAGUCCGAAUUUGCGAGAACCACCAAAAUGGCAAAGACACGCACGUUCGUGGAUUCCAGGUGUUUGCUAGGGACCACAGCAAUCCUGGAGAUCUGAGGGCUGAUGCAAAAAGGGGGAAGCGGGGAAAGCAGAAUAAGAAGACGCCCGAAUCUGAGGAUGAACCCGACCAAAUUAUUGGCCUCCAACCAGCUGAGUGGAUGGGUGAGCCAGCAAUACGAUAG